Messenger RNA from Coregonus clupeaformis (lake whitefish), 3639 nucleotides. RefSeq lists its product as uncharacterized. The record is from RefSeq and is a predicted model, not a curated record. The transcript has 3 exons. The coding region runs from base 1 to 3639 and encodes 1212 amino acids. NCBI's taxonomy places the organism in Eukaryota, Metazoa, Chordata, Actinopteri, Salmoniformes, Salmonidae.
AUGCAGGGAGGUAUAGAUGGUACAGCCAUGCAGGGAGGUAUAGAUGGUACAGCCAUGCAGGGAGGUAUAGAUGAUACAGCCAUGCAGGGAGGUAUAGAUGGUACAGCCAGGCAGGGAGGUAUAGAUGAUACAGCCAUGCAGGGAGGUAGAGAUGAUACAGCCAUGCAGGGAGGUAUAGAUGGUACAGCCAGGCAGGGAGGUAUAGAUGAUACAGCCAUGCAGGGAGGUAGAGAUGAUACAGCCAUGCAGGGAGGUAUAGAUGGUACAGCCAUGCAGGGAGGUAGAGAUGAUACAGCCAUGCAGGGAGGUAUAGAUGGUACAGCCAUGCAGGGAGGUAUAGAUGGUACAGCCAGGCAGGGAGGUAUAGAUGGUACAGCCAUGCAGGGAGGUAUAGAUGGUACAGCCAGGAAGGGAGGUAUAGAUGGUACAGCCAUGCAGGGAGGUAUAGAUGGUACAGCCAUGCAGGGAGGUAUAGAUGGUACAGCCAUGCAGGGAGGUAUAGAUGAUACAGCCAUGCAGGGAGGUAUAGAUGAUACAGCAAGGCAGGGAGGUAUAGAUGGUACAGCCAUGCAGGGAGGUAUAGAUGAUACAGCAAGGCAGGGAGGUAUAGAUGGUACAGCCAUGCAGGGAGGUAUAGAUGGUACAGCCAGGCAGGGAGGUAUAGAUGGUACAGCCAUGCAGGGAGGUAUAGAUGGUACAGCCAUGCAGGGAGGUAUAGAUGGUAGAGCCAUGCAGGGAGGUAUAGAUGGUACAGCCAGACAGGGAGGUAUAGAUGGUACAGCCAUGCAGGGAGGUAGAGAUGGUACAGCCAUGCAGGGAGGUAUAGAUGAUACAGCCAUGCAGGGAGGUAUAGAUGGUACAGCCAUGCAGGGAGGUAUAGAUGGUACAGCCAUGCAGGGAGGUAUAGAUGGUACAGCCAUGCAGGGAGGUAUAGAUGAUACAGCCAUGCAGGGAGGUAUAGAUGAUACAGCCAUGCAGGGAGGUAUAGAUGAUACAGCAAGGCAGGGAGGUAUAGAUGAUACAGCCAUGCAGGGAGGUAGAGAUGAUACAGCCAGGCAGGGAGGUAUAGAUGGUACAGCAAGGCAGGGAGGUAUAGAUGAUACAGCCAGGCAGGGAGGUAUAGAUGGUACAGCCAUGCAGGGAGGUAUAGAUGGUACAGCCAGGCAGGGAGGUAUAGAUGGUACAGCAAGGCAGGGAGGUAUAGAUGGUACAGCCAUGCAGGGAGGUAGAGAUGAUACAGCCAUGCAGAGGUAUAGAUGGACAGCCAGGCAGGGAGGUAUAGAUGAUACAGCCAUGCAGGGAGGUAUAGAUGAUACAGCCAUGCAGGGAGGUAUAGAUGGUACAGCCAGGCAGGGAGGUAUAGAUGGUACAGCCAUGCAGGGAGGUAUAGAUGGUACAGCAAGGCAGGGAGGUAUAGAUGGUACAGCCAUGCAGGGAGGUAUAGAUGAUACAGCCAUGCAGGGAGGUAGAGAUGGUACAGCCAUGCAGGGAGGUAUAGAUGGUAGAGCCAUGCAGGGAGGUAUAGAUGAUACAGCCAUGCAGGGAGGUAGAGAUGGUACAGCAAGGCAGGGAGGUAUAGAUGGUACAGCCAUGCAGGGAGGUAUAGAUGAUACAGCCAUGCAGGGAGGUAGAGAUGGUACAGCCAUGCAGGGAGGUAUAGAUGGUACAGCCAUGCAGGGAGGUAUAGAUGGUACAGCAAGGCAGGGAGGUAUAGAUGGUACAGCAAGGCAGGGAGGUAUAGAUGGUACAGCCAUGCAGGGAGGUAUAGAUGAUACAGCCAUGCAGGGAGGUAGAGAUGGUACAGCCAUGCAGGGAGGUAGAGAUGGUACAGCCAUGCAGGGAGGUAUAGAUGGUACAGCCAUGCAGGGAGGUAUAGAUGGUACAGCCAUGCAGGGAGGUAGAGAUGGUACAGCCAUGCAGGGAGGUAUAGAUGGUACAGCCAUGCAGGGAGGUAUAGAUGGUACAGCAAGGCAGGGAGGUAUAGAUGGUACAGCAAGGCAGGGAGGUAUAGAUGGUACAGCCAUGCAGGGAGGUAUAGAUGAUACAGCCAUGCAGGGAGGUAGAGAUGGUACAGCCAUGCAGGGAGGUAUAGAUGAUACAGCCAUGCAGGGAGGUAUAGAUGAUACAGCCAUGCAGGGAGGUAUAGAUGAUACAGCCAUGCAGGGAGGUAUAGAUGAUACAGCCAUGCAGGGAGGUAGAGAUGGUACAGCCAUUUUUCUCUGGAGGGGUCAUGAGGACAACAGGGGUCAUGAGGACAGAAGGGGUCAUGAGGAAAGAAGGGGUCAUGAGGACAGCAGGGGUCAUGAGGACAGAAGGGGUCAUGAGGACAGCAGGGGUCAUGAGGACAACAGGGGUCAUGAGGACAGAAGGGGUCAUGAGAACAGCGGGGGUCAUGAGAACAGCAGGGGUCAUGAGGACAGAAGGGGUCAUGAGGACAGCAGGGGUCAUGAGGACAACAGGGGUCAUGAGGACAACAGGGGUCAUGAGAACAGCGGGGGUCAUGAGAACAGCAAGGGUCAUGAGGACAGAAGGGGUCAUGAGGACAACAGGGGUCAUGAGGACAGAAGGGGUCAUGAGGACAACAGGGGUCAUGAGGACAGAAGGGGUCAUGAGGACAGCAGGGGUCAUGAGGACAGCAGGGGUCAUGAGGACAGCAGGGGUCAUGAGGACAGAAGGGGUCAUGAGGACAGCAGGGGUCAUGAGAACAGCAGGGGUCAUGAGGACAGAAGGGGUCAUGAGGACAACAGGGGUCAUGAGGACAGAAGGGGUCAUGAGGACAACAGGGGUCAUGAGGACAACAGGGGUCAUGAGGACAACAGGGGUCAUGAGGACAACAGGGGUCAUGAGGACAGCAGGGGUCAUGAUGACAACAGGGGUCAUGAGAACAGCAAGGGUCAUGAGGACAGAAGGGGUCAUGAGGACAACAGGGGUCAUGAGGACAGAAGUGGUCAUGAGGACAACAGGGGUCAUGAGGACAGAAGGGGUCAUGAGGACAGCAGGGGUCAUGAGGACAGCAGGGGUCAUGAGGACAGCAGGGGUCAUGAGGACAGAAGGGGUCAUGAGGACAGCAGGGGUCAUGAGAACAGCAGGGGUCAUGAGGACAGAAGGGGUCAUGAGGACAACAGGGGUCAUGAGGACAGAAGGGGUCAUGAGGACAACAGGGGUCAUGAGGACAACAGGGGUCAUGAGGACAACAGGGGUCAUGAGGACAACAGGGGUCAUGAGGACAGCAGGGGUCAUGAUGACAACAGGGGUCAUGAUGACAACAGGGGUCAUGAGGACAGCAGGGGUCAUGAGGACAACAGGGAUCAUGAGGACAGAAUGGGUCAUGAGGACAACAGGGGUCAUGAGGACAGCAGGGGUCAUGAUGACAACAGGGGUCAUGAUGACAACAGGGGUCAUGAGGACAGCAGGGGUCAUGAGGACAACAGGGAUCAUGAGGACAGAAUGGGUCAUGAGGACAACAGGGGUCAUGAGGACAACAGGGGUCAUGAGGACAACAGGGGUCAUGAGGACAACAGGGGUCAUGAGGACAGCAGGGGUCAUGAGGACAGCAGGGGUCAUGAGGACAGCAGGGGUCAUGAGGACAACAGGGGUCAUGAGGACAACAGGGGUCAUGAGGCAGCUAUAAUACUAUGA